This is a messenger RNA of Anarrhichthys ocellatus (wolf-eel), 1055 nucleotides long. RefSeq names its product SURF1 cytochrome c oxidase assembly factor (gene surf1). The coding region runs from base 71 to 985 and encodes 304 amino acids. The transcript has 9 exons. Gene Ontology annotation, biological process: mitochondrial respiratory chain complex IV assembly. The record is from RefSeq and is a predicted model, not a curated record. NCBI's taxonomy places the organism in Eukaryota, Metazoa, Chordata, Actinopteri, Perciformes, Anarhichadidae. Gene Ontology annotation, cellular component: mitochondrion; membrane.
CCCCCUCCUGAUAAGUUAUGUUCUGUUAUGACGGAUGUCUCCUCCGUGUUUUCGGAUGUUUUGACCUAACAUGUCGUCUUUAAAAUUAGUGCUGGCUUAUUCCACCAGAGUGCUAAAGACGCUCAAACAAAAGUCGCACGUCAUUUACAUCAAGAGGACUCUCGUGCUGCCCAGACUGCCACUCUUCAAACGUGCAGAAGGUAAGUUCGUCACCUUUGGGCGACAGUCGAGCUCCACAGCAGCCGAAGCGGAAAAAGCAGAAGACUCUUUCUUCAAAUGGUUCCUGCUGCUCAUCCCUGUCACCACCUUGGGCCUCGGUACUUGGCAGCUGAGACGGCGUGAGUGGAAAAUGCAGCUGAUCAAUGAGCUGAAGACACUCACUGCUGCAGAACCCAUUCCUCUUCCUCGCGAUCCUAAUGAGCUGAAAAGCCUGGAGUACAGGAGGGUGAAGGUGCGCGGACAGUACGACCACUCACAGGAGCUGUACAUUCUGCCACGCUCACCAGUCGACCCGGAGAAAGAGGCCAGGGAGGCGGGCAGGCUGGCUUCAAGCGGAGAGACCGGUGCAAAUGUCAUCACUCCGUUCCACUGCACUGACCUCGGCAUCACAAUCCUGGUGAACAGAGGAUACGUCCCAAGGAAGAAGAUCAGACCAGAGACCAGGGUGAAGGGACAGGUGGAAGGUGAGGUGGAGAUUGUUGGGGUCGUUCGACUGACCGAGAUCCGCAAACCCUUUGUGCCGAACAAUGAUGUGGAGAAAAACCGCUGGCAUUUCCGGGACCUGGAGGCCAUGGGCAGCGUCACUGGAGCUGAGCCCGUCUUCAUUGAUGCAGACUUUGGGAGCACGACUCCUGGCGGACCAAUAGGUGGACAAACCAGAGUCACCCUGAGGAACGAACACAUGCAGUAUGUAGUAACAUGGUACGGCUUGUGUGCAGCAACCUCCUACAUGUGGUAUGCAAAGUUCAUCAAGAUCAUUAAAUGAGUGACCUUGUAUUACAUAUGAAAUAUUGCUGAUAUUGUUCUACUGAAACUGAGAAUAAAUGUAUAAAACU